UUAGAAUUUCCUCCAACAUAAGCCAACCACAACCUUAAAUCUGCACCAAAGAAUCAAUCAAUCACCUAAAAGAGUUAAAUAUAAUAAUAAUAAUAAUUCUAAAACAAUAACAACACUAAUAUUAGAAAACUUAAGGAGAUCAAAUUAGAGGUCUUUAAAAUGGUGAUGUUAUGAAUCAAAUAUAAUUUUAGUUUACUACUUAUAAAUGGUGUACUAGUUAUGGAAGUUUUAAAGAGGGAUGAAGAAGAUGUUAGUCCUAGAUUUUCAUUUCAAAAGAAUGUAUCAUCAUUGUCUUGUGUAGUACCACCAUUCUUGCUCAGCCCACAAAAGAGCUUGCACUACAACAAGUUACCUGAGGAACCGCUCAAUCUCACAGUACUCAAAUUGGAUGGCUCUUCCUUUGAUAUUAAAGUUGCAAGGAAUGGGACAGUGGCGGAGCUGAAACAGGCGGUGGAAUCUGCCUUCAGUCAUUUUCCAAAGACAGGAACAGGCAAGGUUUCAUGGUCACAUUUAUGGGGACAUUUUUGCUUGAGCUACGAUGGGCGGAAGCUACUUACUGAUAAUGAUUUGUUAGGAACCUAUCGGAUCAAGGAUGGCGAUAAGCUCAGUUUUAUGAGGCAUGUCUCCAUCAGUUACAAUCUGGUCAAAACGCGAUCAGAGAAAGAGGACUCUAGUAAGAAUGAACCUAGCAUAUCAAAAGGCUGUGAAAGCAGACAACGGAGAGGAGAACGAGAGGGUAAUCACCAUCAAGAUGACUUAUCAGAGAACCAAAACAAUAUUCAUGACAACAACAGGGGUGUUGCAGCUAAUUGUGAGUCCAGGCUGGUCCAUUUGUUUAGAGGGUGGCUCCCAUACAAAUUGACAAGCCCAGAGAAGAGAAUGAAACAGAAGAGCAGGACAUCGAGUUCACGCGAUGGUUUACUUAUGGAGUUCUAACAGUGUUGUGCUGUGAUUAGUACUUUUGAAAGAGAGGAAUUCAUCAACUGUUUGCAAAUGUCAAAGAGAGUUGGAGAAGUUAAAGCUCUAAACUUUUGAGUAUCCAGUGACUUUAGUGUCCAACCUGAUUCUGUAAACAAGAUCAGUUGCCUGCCUAUGCAUCUCUUCUAUUUCUUCAUUUUGCAUAUCAAAAUUAAUUGUGUAGAACACUUGGUCAUUAGAAACAACAAAUCCACAAUUAUCAGACUUGAACUUCUGCA
Molecule: messenger RNA, 1196 nt
Organism: Solanum lycopersicum (tomato)
Lineage: Eukaryota; Viridiplantae; Streptophyta; Magnoliopsida; Solanales; Solanaceae
Biological process (GO): mRNA splicing, via spliceosome
Molecular function (GO): protein binding
Source: RefSeq, a predicted model, not a curated record